AUGGGGAAGUCGACUAUUUUGGAGAGCUUGGUGCGAUUUUGUGAUGCAGUGGAAACUCUGUACACCAGGGACUAUCUGCGCAGACCUAUACCCAGGGACCUGCAACGGCUUCUACAAAAAGCUGAGUCUCGUGAAUUUCCUGGGAUGAUUGGUAGUAUUGACUACAUGCACUGGCAAUGGAAAAAUUGUCCAACUGCUUGGCAAGGGGAUUAUGGCAAUCGGAAAGGGCAGAAAAGCAUCAUCCUCGAAGCAAUUGCUGGUUUUGAUACAUGGGGGUACAUAAAAGAUGUGGAGAGGUGCUUUGGUAUCCUUCAAGCCUGGUGGGCAAUUAUCAGGAGAGCGGCGCGUCUAUUUGAUGAGGAGGUGCUUAGGAGUAUAAUGAUGACUUGUAUUAUCCUCCACAACAUGAUUGUGGAAGAUGAGUAUGAUUACGAUGCUGAUAAAGUGUAUGAACCAGAUCCCAUGAACACGGCCUUAACACGAAUUUAUGAAAAACCUAUGGGGCAAAAUGGAGAACCAGUGCAGCAUGAUCCGUUAGUUAGAGAUGGUAGUUUGAUGCAUCGUAUGAUUGAGCGCUACACGGAGAUGCAAUCGUCCUAUAUUCAUGAACAACGUCUAGUUGACUUGAUGGAGCAUUUGUGGGCGGUGAAAGGCAAUGAAGGACAAUAA
This is a messenger RNA of Prunus mume (Japanese apricot), 669 nucleotides long. Lineage: Eukaryota; Viridiplantae; Streptophyta; Magnoliopsida; Rosales; Rosaceae. The record is from RefSeq and is a predicted model, not a curated record.